AUGCUAUUUUGGAUACCUUUUUGUGAGAAAAAAGAUAAUGCCACAUCACAAGCAUUGGUUUUAUUUGGUGCCCCUAAGGAAGCUGUUGAGAUUUUUCCUGAAAAUAAAAUGACAAAUACUGAAGAGGUGAACAAAGGCAUUUACUUUAGCUACCCAUGUCGUCGUCACAGCUGUUCUUUAGUAAACAUUCCAGCACCAUGUGUCAACAAAAUGAUUUCACACCUUGAAGGUGUGGAGUCUAAGAUACAAGAACAUUUGAAACAGUUUGAAGCUGCUUUUGAAGAAUGGAGCAGGACUUCUACAAAGGACCUGAAAGAAGAUUGGAGUAUUGAUACAUCAGUCAAAGAAGUCAAACCCAAAGAAGAGAGAGAUGAGAAGUGUCCAGAAUUAAAGCAGGAAAUGGAAACAUUGCUAUCAGAGGCCAUUCAUCUCAUUAAAAGUCUAGAAACUGACCGUGCAGAAGCUGAAGAAGCUUUAAAAAAACAACAAUCGAGAAGGAAAAGGAUAAAAAUGACAAUUGAUUCUUGGUCAAUCUGGAGACUUCAAGAACUCCCUUUAGCUGUGCAGAAAGAACAUGAGGCCUUUUUGAGAGAUACUAUAGAAUUACGAUGGCAUCUUGAAGGAAAAGGUCCUCAGCUAACACAUUUGGAGGAAGAAAAGACAAAACUGGAAGAAGCUAAUGCAAAGCUUCAGGCAGAUAUAGAUUAUAUGAAUGAACAUGGUCCUCAACUGAAUUCAAAGUUGAUCCAGGAACUUGAAGCUCUGAAGGAAUAUCAUAAAAAAAAAAGUGAGGUAAUGGAACUGUACAAACAAAUUCAUGGAGAACUUAAAGAAGCUAUAGAAAACUAUGAAAAUACCAAAUUGAAAGCUAAACAAAUUAGAGAAGAAAUGGAAAAAGAUAUUCAUGAUAAUGAAACAAGCAUAGAAACCUUUAAGAAAAAGAUAGAACAACUUAACUUUCUGUACAGUCACUAUAAUACGUUAAUUCAAAAUAUUCAAAUUAUUAUUGAGGAGAAUGAAGAGGCCAUAACAGAAAUAUUGAAGGAAAGAAAGAUAUCAACAAAUGAAUUAUCUGCUUUAAGGAAAAAGCUAGAUGAUUUGAAAAGACUUUAUGACCAACUAUUUUGGAAGAAAAAAAGUUAUGCAAAUGAGUAUCUGGAAUCACUUAAUAAUUUCUAUGCUGCAAAAAAAACAUGGGAUAUUGAUCUUUCCAAUAUCACAAAAGAUUUUUCAGAUCUUUCAAUAACAUAUGCUCAAUUGUUGGAGGAAAAGAAAAAACUUGAGAUGGAUAUUGAGACUGUUGGAGAUGCAAUCAAUGUCAGUAUAAAGAGAAAAUCAGAGCUUGAAUCUGAAAUCCAAUCUAUGAUGAAACUGAAGUCAAAAAAUAAUGAGUAUCUUAAACAACUAUACAAAGAAGCUUAUCAUGUUGGUGCUAUUUUCCACCUAACCAAAUUUAAAACAGAGGAAUUAGAAGAGCAAAUAGCAGAAGUGAGAAGAAAAUUCAAGGGUAGAGAAGAUUUCUUGAAAACACUCACUCGAGGUGAAGUGACUAAGGCAACGAUGAUUCAGAAAAACCUGUAUGCUCUUCAAGAAAAAUACACACUUGAAAAACAGGGCCUUUUGAAAAAGAUAGUAAUGCACUCCCUAAUACUGGCAGAAAUACAGUCAUCUCUACUUCAUAUAGAAGCAGAUGCAGCAAGGAUCAGAGCUAUCCACAAUGAACAGUCUGAGAAACUACUUCAUAUAAUUGAAGAGAGAAACAAAGUUAAAAAAAAUGUGGAAAGAACAAAGAAAAAAUUGCGUAAAAAGGGGAAGGAAACUCAAGAAGCACUAAUAGAAACUGAGGAAAAAUGCUCAAUGAUAUUUCAUGAAAUAGAGACAAUGAAAAGUAAAACAGUCACUUAUCAAGCAAAAAUAAGAACAUUGAAUACAGACCUUGGAGAAAAAUUACAGGAAAAGCAAAAUUAUGAUAAGAUACUUGACAAUUUGAAGGAAAAUUUUUUUACUAUAAGAUUUAAAAAGGAACAUAUACAAGCUAUUUAUGAUCAUCUCCUAAGUGAGAAGAAAGUCUAUGAAGAGAGGCUCAAUGAAGAAGAACAGAGAUACAGAACUCUUGUUACCAUGAGGCAAAAAACUCUGGCAGAUAUUAAAAAAAUGCAAGAUGAUUCACUAGAAGAAAAUCGACGUUUAGCUCAAGAGUAUCAGAAAUUACAGGUGACUUUCUUAGCAGCAAAGGACCACUAUUUCAAUUUAUAUGAUAGAGAGUUAUCACUUGAUGCUUCAAUUAGAGAUAAGAAACAGCUCUGUCAGCUGCAGAGAAGGAUACAGAAGGUGUGGCAGCAGUACUUCAAACUGGUGGUCCUCUACAGCCGGAUGAGGCUGGCCAAGUUCCAGGCAGACUCUCAGGAGAGCAUUCAGAAAAUAUUAGCUGUGCAGGAAGAAUCUUCCAAUUUAAUGCAGCAUAUCGUAGAUUUCUUCCAGACUUUCCCAGAUGGCCCAUGUGAAAACAAUGGUUAA
This is a messenger RNA of Pteronotus mesoamericanus, 2517 nucleotides long. RefSeq names its product coiled-coil domain containing 178 (gene CCDC178). The transcript is spliced from 20 exons. NCBI's taxonomy places the organism in Eukaryota, Metazoa, Chordata, Mammalia, Chiroptera, Mormoopidae. Bases 1 to 2517 code for a protein of 838 amino acids. The record is from RefSeq and is a predicted model, not a curated record.